CACUUAGAUUCUGUGUCUGGAGAAGAGAUGGUCAUGUCUUUGAAGGAUCCAAACCAACCUAUAAAGAAUCCUAAGCUCAAACUUGUUUUCUCUACCGUUUCUCCACCUAAGGACAAUGAACAUUUAAAUAUUGAAUAUGUUGGUAGUAGCAGUAGUGGUUUGGUGGCUGGUAAUUCAAUGAGUAAGAACCCUCGUAAUGCUGUUAAUCUGGAUAUCAUUGUGUUAAUGAGUAUCUGUUUGGACAAUGAUCAGCAAGUUUACUUUGUGGAAAUACCUGGUGAUGAAUCUGCACUAGCUGCAAAAGGAUUGGAACAUGUUAUCCCCAGAAGGCUGCCUAGCAAAAUCCCCUUGGACAAGGUGUUUAAUGGCUUAAGACUCAAGAGAGGUAGCUCAAAUAGCCCCACUAGUCCCACUGCAAAGAAGUUGAAGCCUAGUCCACUUUUAAGAUUGAAUCCUCUGCUACCCUUGCCUAGCCCUGGGAACGUAAAGUUUCCAUAAUCUGGUGAGAAAAAGAAAACACUAAAGAAGGGGAGACCUACUAGAAGAAAGCAAAAGGUGAGUCCUGGUUUCCAAAUUGAGGAAUCUCAGUUGUUCUAUGUGCCCAUUGCAUCAAGUGGCACCUUUGUUUUAGAGAACAAAAUCUGAGGUCUGAAGGGGUUGGUGGCCCCCCUAAGGCCACGGGGGUUCCAUGAUUCUAUUCAGCUAUUAUGCUUUUGGGAGGGGGCUGCCCUUGGUCAUGAAAUCUUUAAGCCUAAAGUAUCCUAGAUUAUUUCUUCAGUUAUGCUUUUGCUUUAAUUUCCUUCUUUUGUUAAAAAGUUUGUUUGCAAAAGAGAUAUCUGCUAGCAUGAGUUUGGGUCUGGUUUGGGUAGGUAGAAUGAUAGUAUGGCUUGCUUUGUAUCUUUGGAGGGGGGAUUCGGUGGAAGGAGUUGUUUGUUUAGUAGGUUCUUCUAUCACUAAUUCAAAGGAGCAAUGUUGAAUGUCUAAGCACUGCCGGAGGAUCUUCAGCCUCACUCUGCCUUCCUUUCAUCCCAAGCUCAUGAUACUUGCCUUCGUCUACGUCACCAAGACUUUGAAGACCUGCUUCUCAAGUCCACUCUACAUUAAACCACGAGAGGAUGUGCGACCUGUUGUUAACAGAAGUAAUUCCUUCCUUGCUUUCCUCUUCAUCUGCAAGCUUAGCAGCUCUCCUUUGUCGUUUUAUUUCAAGUGGUAUGUUUCUGUGUUACUGUUUUUGCUCAUGUUUUGUGUUUUGAUGGUCUGUAAGUUACCUUAUAUUUCUGGUUAAUAUAAUAGUUAGGAUUUA
Rubroshorea leprosula is the source of this 1303-nucleotide messenger RNA. Lineage: Eukaryota; Viridiplantae; Streptophyta; Magnoliopsida; Malvales; Dipterocarpaceae. The record is from the annotation of a GenBank genome assembly.